Monoraphidium neglectum is the source of this 465-nucleotide messenger RNA. RefSeq lists its product as hypothetical. Lineage: Eukaryota; Viridiplantae; Chlorophyta; Chlorophyceae; Sphaeropleales; Selenastraceae. The transcript has 4 exons. The record is from RefSeq and is a predicted model, not a curated record. The coding region runs from base 1 to 465 and encodes 154 amino acids.
AUGGAGCAACAGAGUAUCCCAGCCACCCAGGAUCGCGCUUCUGAGAAACAAGGCCAAGGCGUCCAGCCCAGCGCCUCAGGUGCCGAGUCUGCAGCAGCAAGGCCAGGCGUCAGUGGCUUCGCGGCGGGCGCAGGCGCGGCGCGCGCUGACGAGGCCCAGCCGCCCUCCUCGGACCCAGCAGGAUCCGCGCCCUCGGCGCCCGGCGACGUCCACCGCGCGUCUCUCCUCGCGCCCGAGCGCGCAGCGGGCGGCUCCGCCGAGGAGGUCGCCGCCGCCAACCCCGGCCUCGCCAAGGCGCUGCCGGCCGCGACGGGCGGCGCCGCCGUGGGCCGUGGGGAGGAGGCCGGCGGUGGCGGGAUUGCCAGGGAGCGCGGGGACCAAGGCGUGCCGUUGGUGCUGUCUGAUGGCAGCGGGAUGGAGGUGCCAGAGCUUGCGGUGCAGGCGGGGUGGGGCGAGGGCGUGUGA